UAUAAGAUGAGACUAGAAUAGUGAUAUCAGACUUACCCAAGGGUGUAAAGAGACACAACAGCAUUGGGUUUGCGACGGAAAUCCAAACAGAUCGGUCACAAAAACACGCCCAUUGUUCAUGAAGUACAGGACGCCACAAGAGACCGUUCCAGAACGGCGUUCUAUUGCGUCAGAUGGAACCAAUCAAAACAAAACAAAAACACGAAGAACAGGCAAAGCACAACAUACGGAGGGAACCACGGGGACAUUUGGAAAGUCGCUCAUAGGUUCAGCGAGUCAUCGCGGGUGACAGCGCACUCACUCAGCUCUCUCUAACCACAGGAGAUCGAGAGUAUCGGAGAUUUUUCCUUCACCAGUAGACUCGUCGAUUUGUCUCGGACAAGAUGCAGUCCUCUCACCGGUCAUACCAGCCCAUCACCCCGGCAAACAACAAGCUGCUGAAGAAAAGGUGGGACCAGAAGCGUUUCUACACGCAUAGGAUGAAAGUGCAAAAUGCCAGUCCUGUGAUAGACAACAAACCUCCGCGCACAUACAUGCAUCUCCAUCUCAAGCUAAAGAAACUUCAGGUUGAGGAGGAGCGCCUGGCCACGGUGGAGCGGGAUAACAGGAUCCUACUGGAGAAAAUCGGCUACAUCAUGCGCACAGGCGGGAGGGUGGAUAACCACAACAGUGACUACCAACAGAAAAGCCUGAACAAGACGAAGCGGCAGCGGGAGAUCCUGCGCAUCACGCACGAGAACCACGCCAUCCUCAAGCGCAUCUCCUCCAAGGAACCGACUUACAACCACCUGCAGUGGGAGGAGGAGUGGAAGGUGAACUCGGUUCACGGUGGGGAUGUGGGGAUUGACUUCAGAUAUCAUCACUACCCGGACCUGAGCCGAGUCCUGAACGACACGGCGGCCAGCUGCCGCGAGAUCUCGCUUGUUUACACCAUUGGGAAGAGCGUGGAGGGACGAGACUUGUGGGUGAUAGAGUUCAGCGACAAUCCAGGUGUUCACGAGCCAGGGGAGCCGGAGUUCAGGUACGUGGGAAACAUGCAUGGGAACGAGGUGGUGGGGCGGGAGGUCCUGGUGAACCUGGUUCAGUACCUGUGCUCUCGUUACCAGGCUGGAGACGCCAGGAUCAGGCGGCUCAUUCAGCAGACGCGGAUUCACAUCAUGCCGUCCAUGAAUCCCGAUGGCUUUGAAAGGGCAGCGACGCUGGGCCCGGACAGCCCUCGGACCAGCACGUCCUGGGGCAGCUACGGUCGGCUCAACUCGGAGAGGAUCGACCUGAAUCGGAACUUCCCCGACCUGCUGCCGGUCUGGCUCCUACAGGAGGAGUCUCAACGCAGAAAUCAUCAUGUCGACAUUCCCGAGUGGUACUGGGACACGCUGGUCGCCCCGGAGACAUUGUCCGUCAUACUGUGGAGCUUCAGCCAACCGUUUGUCCUGGCGGGCAGUCUUCACGGAGGGAGCGUGGUUGUCAGCUAUCCUUUCGACAGCUGUGGUCUCAGGAAAGUGAUGCGGUCCUACUCUGAGGCGCCCGACGACGCCCUCUUCCGGAAGCUGGCGAAAGUGUACGUGGACGGGCACAGGAAGAUGGGCAAGUGUGGGCAGGUGGAGCCCUGCAACGCGCGCAACUUUACCUGCAAGGGAGGGAUGACCAACGGCGCAGAAUGGUACUGCGUUCCUGGCGGCAUGCAGGACUUCAGCUAUCUGGCCACCAACUGUCUGGAGAUGACAUUUGAACUGAGCUGUGAUAAGUACCCGGAUGAAGACGAGUUGCAGACGUACUGGGAAGACAACAAGGAAGCACUGCUGUCGUACAUAGAGGCGGUCCACACAGGAAUCAAGGGGUUUGUCAGAGAUGGAGCCGGAAAAGGCGUGGCGAACGCCACCAUUUCCGUAGAGGGCGUGGAUCAUGACGUCACUACAGCGUCGGACGGAGACUACUGGAGAUUGCUUCUUCCCGGGACUCACAGGGUAACUGCAUCAUGGGACGGAUUCGAACAGACCCGCACAUGCGUAGUGGGGGACAAGUCCCCUGCUACCGUCUGUGACUUUGGUUUCUCCGCGACUACCACGUGGUUUGCUUCAGAAAAUGAUGUAACAGAAGCGACCAGUCAGUCUGUCAUAACGCCUGCUCAAGCAGGACAGCAGGCAUCCAGCAGUUUUAGUCUUCACUGCAGCUCAUUAUUUCGUUCAUACCAGUUGUUGGUCCUAACACUUACGGUAGUGUGGUGGUCAUAGGGAACUUAACGUUAACUUUGUAAACCAAUGUAUACACUUUAUUAGGUGCCGUUGAUGAUCAUGAAAUUCUACAAAUGAGGUUAUUCCAAGAGAUACAGACGUACAUACACCACGAACGGACAAUGCGCUUAUGUAUGGGGAUUAAUCGACCGAACUUGAACUCUUCAGACAAUUUACUACUUGAUCUAAAAUUAUAACUAUCAUGACGCCUUGAACGAAUUCAUAAGGAUGCAAUCUAUGCAAUAUAUACCAUUAUGGGCAUAAAUAUGAAUCAUUACUCUAUCGUUAUUGACACGUUCAUGAAAAGCAACAGUUCCCCCUGAUGCUGAUAAAGCUUGACUCGUACAUAUUUGAUCAGUCCAUCAUCAUGACUGCCCUGUAGAAAGGGUCAUCACUACACACCUUGAAGCAUUCGUAUAUGUCCACUAACGAAAGUGAACCUUUACGUUUGGUUUAAAGUGUGUCUAAAGUAAGAUUUCGUGCAGUGUGUGACUGUUUAUAUAUGUCACGUUCAUAAAAUGCCUCUCUUCGACGUCAUAUCAGGGACACACAAUCAGGACGUAUCGUUUUGCUAAAUCAUCUUUUUAAAAAUUAAUGCAUGCCGAAUGUUUUUCUAGUAUCUAUACACCAUUAAAACUA
Molecule: messenger RNA, 2870 nt
Organism: Branchiostoma belcheri (Belcher's lancelet)
Lineage: Eukaryota; Metazoa; Chordata; Leptocardii; Amphioxiformes; Branchiostomatidae
Product: carboxypeptidase E-like
Exons: 13
Coding region: 384-2231 (615 amino acids)
Biological process (GO): proteolysis
Molecular function (GO): metallocarboxypeptidase activity; zinc ion binding
Source: RefSeq, a predicted model, not a curated record